Molecule: messenger RNA, 5880 nt
Organism: Acanthochromis polyacanthus (spiny chromis)
Lineage: Eukaryota; Metazoa; Chordata; Actinopteri; Pomacentridae
Gene: ngfra
Product: nerve growth factor receptor a (TNFR superfamily, member 16)
Exons: 6
Coding region: 393-1463 (356 amino acids)
Biological process (GO): Rho protein signal transduction
Cellular component (GO): plasma membrane; cell surface
Molecular function (GO): death receptor activity; coreceptor activity; nerve growth factor binding
Source: RefSeq, a predicted model, not a curated record
GAGAGAGAGAGGAGCAGGUUGCACUGCAGGACUGUCGGGUAAUAAAGCUGGAGGGUGGACGUGCCUCCUUUACGCUCCUCUCGCCUCCUCCGCAGUGCACUUGCAGCUGAGCAGCUCUCCGGACAGGACGGUCUCCUCCUCCUCCUCCACCUCUUCUUCCUCUUCUUCUCUGUGAGCUGCUGUGUGAUAACAGUGUUGGACGGUGCGCACCGGCAGCUCACUCCAGAAGCUCCCCGGACAGACGCGCCAUGGUGCGGACUCAUUAACAGAAUCCGUGCCGCUGGAAUUAAAAUGAGCUCUCCUGCUGCGCGCCUCUCCUCCUCCUCCUCCACAUAGCGCUGCCUUUCCCUGCACAAGAGCUGAUUUUAUGUGACUCCAGCAGACGGAGCAGGAUGACUUCUACCUUAUCGCUGGUGAUUUUGUGCGCUCUGGCGGCGUUGGCGUCCGCCUCGAAGACGGAGCGAGCCGUGCUGCAGCCCUGCGACUCGGGUCAGUACACCAACGGUGGAGAAUGCUGCAAGGAGUGUCCACCUGGGGAGGGAGUGGUGAAGAAAUGCGGCGCUGCUCAGACCGUCUGCGCCCAGUGUUUGGACAGUGAGACCUACUCGGAGAACUACAGCCACACAGAGCAGUGCAGGCCGUGCACCGAGUGUACCGGCCUCAUGCGCAUGGAGACGCCCUGCACCGACUCCAACGACGCCCGAUGCGUCUGCAACUACAGCUACUUCUUCAGCACGGUGUCAAACCGCUGCGAGCCAUGCACGGUGUGUCCGGUGGGUCAGGGCGUGUACGCCCACUGCGACCACUACCACGACACGGUGUGUGAGGAGUGCGUGGACGAGACCUUCUCUGACAGGGAAAGCUCCCUGGAACCCUGCCUGCCCUGCACCAUCUGUGACGAAGAAACUGAGAUUCAGAUGGCUUUUUGCACGCCGACUAGAGACUCUGUCUGUCACAAUCCUUCCCUCCCUACAUAUGCCACCACCACCGACAUGGACGUGUCUUCGUCCUCCUUCCCCAAUUACUUAUUUCCUGACGGCUCUGACAGCCCGCUGCCAGGUGGAGAGACGACCACGUCCAGCGCCGGCUCUCCUCGCUUCCUCGGUCACGGCCUCAACGAGAACCUCAUCCCCAUCUACUGCUCCAUCCUAGCGGCCGUGGUGGUCGGCUUUGUGGCUUAUAUCGUUUUUAAGAGGUGGAAUAGCUGCAAGCAGAACAAGCAGGCGGCUAAUAACCGUGCAGCUACAAACAACCAGAUGGUGACGCCGGAGGGAGAGAAGCUGCACAGCGACAGCGGCAUCUCGGUGGACAGUCAGAGUCUGCAGGAGCAGCAGCAGCAGCAGCAGCAGCAGCAGGCCCAGGCUGAAGUCCAGACUCAGCCUUCACGCUCUCACACACAGGAACAGAUAGUGGUGAGGGUGGACGGCGGCCCCCAGCCUGACUCACCUCCCCCUGAAGUCUGAGGAAGACAAGGAGGAGGAGGAAGAGGAGCUGAAGACAGGGAGAAGAGAGUGGACCAAAAUAAAAGCAGGGUUGGGCCAUGCAGAGAAUGUAAAAAACUGACGAGUGGCCGCGGACUUGACUUCUACGGACCUCCCAGCACCUUGGGGCCACAGUGUGACUCUUCAUCCCUGCAUAUAGAGUCUAACUCAGUCAUUCAGUGUGCCUGGACACGACCUCUACGGCAAUACCAACCACUAUCUUAACUAGUGUUACACAGAUCGUAGAUAUACGCCAGUGCAUCUCCUAUUAAUUCCAGUAUGUCAGUAGCUGCCAGUUUACUAUCUUCUGCCCCUUUCUACGCUUUUAAUUCUGUAACCACAUGCCAUGAAACGUCUGUGCCUGGAAGGUAAAUAGGCAGAAAGGUACAACAUUAUGACUUCUUUCUUUUUUCCUGCGCCUCAAAGAGAGUGGGGAAGCUUUUUUCCACCCUUGCAUCUUCCACUACUCUCAGAUAAUCCUCUGUCUCUCUCCAUAGGAUUCACUCUAUUAGACCCCCGCCGUCAUCAGUGACACAAAAAGAAGUGAGGGGGAAGUCAUGAGUCAUUCCCAACUUCUUCUGAACUUUCUUGUAUAGCUUAACCCGCGUUUCACGUCAUGUUGUCUUUGCGUCAUUGUUCGGCCACGUUGGCCGGGAUGUGACGCCAUUUACUGUACAAGGCCGCUCGGUGUUCUUCCACAGCGUCCCGCUGACUGAAUCCCUCUUGGCGGUGCCUCCAGGGGUUGCGUUUCAGUGAUUUUGUGCUCACAAUGUAACACGCCCCAAAUGCUUGCCUCCUGUUAGCGGAGAGCCACUUUCAUUUUGUGGCUGAUUCAGCAGGGAGCCUCCAGUUUAACAUCUCUGGACCGUGGAGCUCUGCUGACUCACUGCAAUGAGGGGGAAAGGGAAGGCAUCAUCAUUAAGAAAAAAAAGCUGAAAUCUGGAACAAGGAAUCCCAUUUAGAAUAAUUUACACUUACUGAGCAGAAAAUUGGGACACCCCUCAGAGGCACACUUUCCAAAAAGCACUUCAGUCUCCACACGUUCACUUUCACCAUCUUGCAUACAGCUCUGCCUGAUAAACAGUGCCGAGGCGCUAAUGCUUUGUCACCGGCGCUCAACACUGAGCCCAUUAGAGUGACGUCCUGACAAGCAGGUAGUAAUUACCUCAGGGUUUCAGCUUCAUUUACCCUCUGCUCCACUCCCAUCAGGAUGAAUGCAGCGGACAGCACAGAGGCGACGGAGUGCACAAGCCUCAACGUGACAUUACAGAUCCCUUAUCCAACGCUGAGGCCGCUGACAUUUACUACACCGCCAUGGUGAUAUAAAGCACUUAGAGCAGGCUCACUUCUAAGGCUGGGUGGCACCUUUUAUCACCGAGGACCACUUUCAUGUUGCCCCCCUCCUGCUUCUCGAAAUAUCCGUAAAAGCAGCUGACAAACAGUAGAUACCUUGUAAAAGAAGCAAACUGUAGCUGAGCUGAACUGCACUGCUUUCAUUCCUACAGGGGCACAGUCCUUCUCAGGGUCCCUCUUGGUGUGGUAACUAAAAAUUAUGAAGAAAUUUUAGUAAAUUUGUCUAUAGAUGUAUGAUCGAGAUAUAAAGCCGCGAAGAAAGAUUCAGUAAUCGAAUUCCAGCAUGAUUCAGGAACAGAUGGUUUUAAAGUCGGAUGCUUCUUGCUGAGAUGUGGAUGAAGAAAAUUGAGACCAUGAAGCUACAGGCAGCAGCUCUGGAUAUCAUUGGGCGAUCUGUAAUUCAUUUGUAAUUCAAAAACACAUUUCUGUCUUUCUUUAUAAAACCAAAAACAGACCGACAGUUUCAGGAGUCACAGUCAAAAGAUGAUAACUAAUAAGGCAUGGUGCAUUUUUGGGUUUUGGCAACUCCUUUCCCUUUUUUGUUCGGAAACCAGAAGUCAACCAGAAGUCAUGAGAGGUUUUAGUUUAGUUUCAGCUAUUUUAGUAACUAAAAACCCAAAGAUUUUUUGCUUUCAAUUAAACACUGAGAAAACCAAACAAAAGAAAUGUUCCAAUGUUGUUUUCUGCAAAUUCCUAUUCAGGACAGAUUGUAUCCAUCCAUCCAUCCAUCCAUCCAUCCAUCCAUCCAUCCAUCCAUCCAUCCAUCCAUCCAUCCAUCCAUCCAUCUUGCACACGUAAAUAUGCUUCACUACACUUUAAAAAGCCCCAAAAUACACAUGAUCUCAUGUUAUUUCUGUUAUUUUAUGGUAUUUUUUGGCACCUCAGACAUUUUUUUUGGCUUUUACAGUUUAGUUUUCCACAAUUUAUGGUUCAUAAACAAAACAUCCAUUUAUUAGUGUCCAUUAAAGUGCAUAAAUGCAAAAUAAAACACAUUAAACUUGUACACAAAUGUAAAAUGCUAACGUAAGCAAGCCUGUUUUGCUCUCAGACAGGAUUACUGAGGCAACCAGCAUCUGGAAUAUCCACUAGAAACCAAGCAUCACUGAAACACAAAACACUCAUGCGACGACUCUAAAAAUUGCCAAUAACCAAACAUAGACCAUGUUUUGUUGGUAUUUUGUUCAUUUAUUGUGACAUCUAAAGCGUUCUUUUUUCCACCUUUUUGUUGUUGUUGUUGUUGAAUUCCAAAUGAAUUCCGGAUAACUCAUAGGUACUCAGUUUAGCAUAGAGACUGGAAACAAGGACAAAGAGCUUGCCUGGCUCCUUCCAAAGGUACAAACCAGCACCUUCAAAGCUCACUAAUAAACUCAUCAAUUCCCAUUUGUUUCAUCCAAAAACUACAAUUAAAAACACAACAGUGUUUUAGCAGGGGUGUCCAUGCCGUUAUCCCUGCACAAGUGGCGUCAAUCCUCUACUCUGAGCUUGAGUAUGGACACAAACCGCUACUGAGAGGGAAGUGAAAUGUGUUUACUUGUUAGCAGAGCUUGUGGAGUUGUGUGAAUGCUGCACUGAUAAGAAAGGUCACAGAGCAGGGAGAAGAAAGAGAAAGUGAGUCAUUACUGUACAUCCUGUGUGAUGCUGCGUGGAUGCAUCACAUGGUCGCCAGCAUCUCAACACAAUUAAGCUUUCCUCUCUUGUGAUUCAUGUGUCACUGCAGCGUAAUGAAUGGAAGCAGAUGAACCUCGGCUCUAGUUUGCUCACAGCUGAUGUGGUGUGGACAUGUGACCACACACACACACACACACACACACACACACACACACACACACACACACACACACACACACACACACACACACACACACACACACACACACACACACGCAGGCUGUGAUUCACUCCUCUAUUGAGAGAACCGCUAUGAUUCAUCCUGCUUCUUGCUGUGGCUGUGACAUUAAAGCAGACUUUGCUACAGUAUGACUGACCAGAGUGUUGAUUUAACGGAAAAAGAAAGACACACUCGCUCCUCGACUCCAUCUUCCCUUGAGGCCCAAUCAGCCCUCCAGCAGCGCACUGAACCAGCUUAUUCUGUUUCCCCAACAGCUUGUGUGUAAGAAUGUACAACCUGAAUACAAACCGAAAAAAUAUGCAAGACAUAUUCAAGGAUACGGUUUAAGUUUGCCCAGAAUUUUGAGUUGUUUUGUUGUUGUUUUUUUGCUUUUCCUGUUUUAUUUGUAUUCUGAAUAGUAUUACACUUUUGGAAUCAGUAUUUUUUCUAACUGAUGUUAUUUUGUAGCACUUAUUAGACGUAAUAUGAAUGCACUCAAAGAGUGUACCACAGUUCAAGUGCCUGUGUACAGUGUCCAGUGUCUUUGAGUUCAGAAGUGUGACUAUAUUUUUUUGGCAGUUUUCCAUUUAUUUUGUGUUUUUAUGUGAAUUUUCUUUUUUUUAAUAUUUUGAGAGAUAAUGAAGGUUUUUAGUAAAUCAAAGUCAGCACUAUAGAUGAACCUUGGAGACUCAAACAAACUGUAUAAACCUGGCACCAGUAUAGAGAGACUUGCAGUACAAACCAAUAGGUUGCCAGUGAACACAUACUGUAUGUUAACAUGCUAUAGAUACUGGCAACUAAUAGGGUCAUGUAGCAUUAUGAAAACAUUUACAUGUCACCUACGACUAUUCUAAAACUCACAUAUGCUAUUUGUCAAUAGAACUCAGCUCGACUGUGCAGAUGUUUUGCAUGUACCGUACGUUUUAUCACGUACCUCCAUCUCAGAGGCAACAGGACAUGUAAUCUGCAGCAACAUGAAAUCUAUGGGGAGGUUCACUGUGAUUCUCUGUGACAUUAUUACCGGAUACAGACAGAUCAGGACCUGGUCCCAAAAAAAGCUGAAUGUCAUCUGUAGUUAGCUACUAAUGUAAAAUGCAUUGUGUAAAUGUGAAUUUCUUAGAGUUGAUACAAGAUACAAAAAUACACGAUAAAAUGUUUAAAAAAAUGUGUGCAAGUGAAAUGAACAUCUAUAAUAAAAUAAACAGAGAUGUCAUUGCA